Molecule: messenger RNA, 2457 nt
Organism: Amphibalanus amphitrite
Lineage: Eukaryota; Metazoa; Arthropoda; Thecostraca; Balanomorpha; Balanidae
Product: E3 ubiquitin-protein ligase RFWD3-like
Exons: 6
Coding region: 143-2311 (722 amino acids)
Biological process (GO): protein ubiquitination; interstrand cross-link repair
Cellular component (GO): nucleus
Molecular function (GO): protein binding; ubiquitin protein ligase activity
Source: RefSeq, a predicted model, not a curated record
GUCACUACUUGAAUGUUGGCGCGCGUUGUUCAUGUUUACGCAAAAUUCAGUGAUAAAAUUUUCUGUAGAAAAUAACCAGGGUAUUUUAAACUUGAAUUAUUAUUAUCUGCUCGCUUCAUCCUAGAAGGUGUCCAAGGGCGAUAUGUCUGAUGACGGAGAUGUGGCUAUAGUCGAUCUGUCCAGCAGUGAGGAGACUGAUGACGGGUCGCUCAUAGACGCGUAUCCGCCGUCCGACCCCAGCAGCCCUGUGCUGGGAACUGUCCGACCGGGACGCCAGGCCAGCGUCGAUGGUGAUGCGGCGGCGGCAGCAGCUGCCGGGCCGCCCCCGACUGCGGCCGGCGCUGAGCGGAACCCGGAGCCCAGUGGAUCUCCGGUACCGGCGCCGCGGCCCCGCUUAUCUCCGGGGCCCGAGCCACCACCUCGCGUAUCUCCGGUACCGGCGCCGCAGCCCCACGGAUCCCCGGCGCCGGUGGACCCGGUGGCCAGUGGCGGCGGCGCGGUGCCAGAGGUGGACCCCGAUAUGGAGGUUGUGCCGGUGGACGGCGCGGAGUCGCCGCCGCGCGCCGCCGACCCGCCACCCAGGCGGAGCAUCGGCGCCGGCAAUGUGUGGCGCGACACGGACUUUCGGUCACCAGGCCCCGCCGGACUCCGGUCACCGGGCCCCGCCGGGCUCCGGUCACCGGGCCCCGCCGGGCCCGCAGAGGGCACCGUGGAGGGCCCUGCCGAGCCUCCCGUGCCUGUAGCAGCGGUCCCUAUGGCGACCGAUCCAGCUGGAGAUAAGAAAACACCCACGAAAGAUACCGGAGGAGGGUUUCUGACCGGUGCUGACGCCCGCUCACCGGGCUCUGAGGACGGGCAGUGCUGCACCAUCUGCUUCGAGUCGUGGUCCAACUCUGGCGAGCACCGGAUAGCGUCGCUGCGCUGUGGCCACCUGUUUGGGAAGUCGUGCAUCGAGCGCUGGCUGCGCGGACGGGAGCAGCGCUGUCCACAGUGUAACGCAAAGGCGUGUCGCCGAGACGUCCGUGUCAUAUUCGCCAAGAGUCUGCGCGUGUUGGACACCACCGACCGAGACAGAGCGAUGGAGGAGCUGGACAGAGAACGGGAGGCCAGGCGCAGGCUCGAACUCGACUAUGCCGUAGUGCAGGUCAAGUGUCAGAUGAAGGAGAAUCAGAUCGAGAAGCUGCAGGCUGAGCUGCGCGCGCUGCGGGACCGAGUAGGUGGCGGCGGCGGCGGGGGUCCGGAGAAUGGAGCUGAGGGCAGGGGCGGCUCCCCUGGACCUGGAGAAGCAGAGGCGACCGCCAAGCUCAGCCUCCACUGUAACCUGGAGGUGAGCCGGCCCGGCGGCUGCCGGGUGCUCGAGCACAACGCCUGGCUGGGCAUGCUGGUGGCCUCACAGCCCAGUCAGAACUCGCUGUUCCCUGGCCAUGGAGUUAGGAAGAUCAACACGCUGGACAUGCGUCCGCUCCAGUUCGUCUCGCUGCACCAGAAGCAGAUUCGUGACGUGCGCUUCAGUCCGGAGCAGCGGGAUCUGCUGCUCUCCGUCUCUCUGGAUCGCCGCGCCAAGAUCACAAACGUGUGCGGAAACACGCUCGUGCAGACGUACGAGUGCGCGGCGCCCGUCUGGAGCUGCGCAUGGGACCGCGACGCGCCGCACACGUUCUACGCCGGCCUGCAGAGCGGCGCCGUGGUGGCGUUCGACACGCGCGCCGGCUGCGAGCCGCUGAUGCAGCUGGAGGGCGGCUCGCCGGUGGUGGCGCUGCGACACGUGCCGCGCGGCGGACAGGACGGCGCUGGGGGUCUGCUGGCCUGCCGGCUGGCCGACUGCGCCCUCCAGGAGGUGACCGGUCGGCUGCGCGCGCACCCGCUGCCGCUGCACGGGCCGUUCGUGUCGGCCGACUUUGACGAGCGCACGCGGCACGUGCUGGUGUCGAGUCGGCCCAGCAGCCGGCAGCCGCACGCGCAGCACGCCGUGUGCCGUCUGCGGCGCGCGCCCGGUCCGCCGGGGGAGCCGGACGCACCGCCGCUGGCUGCUGAGGUGGUGCAGGUGUUCCGCGGCGGCACCAGCCAGCGCGUGCUGUCGCGCUCGGCGCUGGUGCCGCACCCGCUGCGGCCGGACGCGCCGCUCGUGUGCGCCAGUCAGGAGACGGCGCAGGUGACCCAGCUGUGGGACCUGGCGUCGGGCGAGUGCGCCGCCACACUGGCCGCAUCGGAGCCGGUGCUGGACGCCUGCCCGCUGACCGCCCAGGACCGGCACUUCCUGGCGCUGCUCACAGAGAAGACGGUCAAAAUGUACCGGUGGGAGGUGACCUGACCGGCCGGUCCGCUCAGAGGUAGGGGGCGCCACACCGCGGGACCAGGCGGGUCCACGUACCUGAUUUUACUGCCAGUGCUAGGCUGUGCACGCGUACAUUGUUAUUGUGAUAGUGAGCGAAGGAAAUAUACAUUGUCAUUCCUUGA